Molecule: messenger RNA, 528 nt
Organism: Haliotis rufescens (red abalone)
Lineage: Eukaryota; Metazoa; Mollusca; Gastropoda; Lepetellida; Haliotidae
Exons: 2
Coding region: 53-448 (131 amino acids)
Source: RefSeq, a predicted model, not a curated record
AAACAGCACACAGAGUGAACCGAGACAGUGCCGAACUCUGGAACAAGUCGCCAUGGCUGCCUGUUUGCGCGUGCUGACAACCCUCGUCCUCCUUUUGGCGCUUUCAACCUCAACCAGCGGCUGGUUCUUCAGGAGAAUCAAACUACACGAUACCAAGAAUUGUUUCUGCAAGGCUGUCAACAACCACAACUACGGACAAGUCUUGAAAGACUUUGGCUCCAUCCAACACAGCCGGUGUUUUGUCCACUGUUCGUGCAGCUCCAAGGCACUCAUCACAUGUGGUACGGAGUGUGACCGGAAGGUCAAGGAGUGGGCGUGUGACCACGGGUGUGGUGGACUUUCGGCCGGUACAAAGGUCCGGGCAUCCUACAAAGCCAGCGUGUGUAACACCGGAAUUGCGGCAGACGUUUACGUUUGUGGCCAACAAAACAACUGUCAUCGUGGCUAGGUGUCCCCAGCUCCAGUGUCUCUGACCGAUGCUGAUGUGGAACCGGAAGACCUGAAAAAUAAAAGCAGUUAAAUUGCAAA